Exophiala aquamarina CBS 119918 is the source of this 1083-nucleotide messenger RNA. Its product is annotated as porphobilinogen deaminase. Gene Ontology annotation, cellular component: cytoplasm. NCBI's taxonomy places the organism in Eukaryota, Fungi, Ascomycota, Eurotiomycetes, Chaetothyriales, Herpotrichiellaceae. The record is from RefSeq and is a predicted model, not a curated record. Gene Ontology annotation, biological process: heme biosynthetic process. Bases 1 to 1083 code for a protein of 360 amino acids. Gene Ontology annotation, molecular function: hydroxymethylbilane synthase activity. The transcript has 2 exons.
AUGUCGACCUCCGCUGCGGUCUCUGGGGAGGAGACUCCCGUAAAAAAUUCUGGGCAGCAAAAUUCUGGGCAGCAAAAUUCUACAACUUUCAAUAUUGGCACCAGAAAAUCCAAAUUGGCUUUGGCCCAAACGGACCUGGUUGUCGAGGCUCUGACUUUGGCCUGCCCUGAUCAUGUCUACGCAAUUAAGGCCCGAGACACGGCUGCAGGCGACAUCGAUAAAGUCACACCCUUCAAGGACAUGCCUGUGAAGAACAUAUGGACCCAUGAACUCGAGACGUUAUUGGUUGAGGGCCACCUGGAUAUUCUGGUCCAUUCUCUGAAAGAUGUGCCAACACAGUUACCACCGAGCUGCGAGCUCAGCGCUGUGCUUGCUCGUGAAGAUCCGCGAGAUGUUCUGGUGGUCAAGGCUGGUCGGAAGCCGGUCAAUAUUGACGAACUUCCUGCUGGCUCCGUGGUUGGUACCUCUUCCAUCCGCAGAACUGCACAAAUUGCAUUGAAGUAUCCACAUCUGGUAGUAAAAGAUAUGAGGGGCAACAUUGGAACCCGUCUAGCCAAACUGGAUGCCGAUGAUGGCCAGUUCGACGCAAUAAUUCUUGCCGCUGCUGGACUUCUUCGAAUCAACCUUGGAGACCGAAUCACUCAAUAUCUGGACUCCAAGAAUGGUGGCAUGCUAUACGCUGUUGGACAAGGUGCGAUCGGCAUUGAAAGCAGAUCAAAUGAUCCUCGCGUGCAGGCCCCGCUCGAACGGAUCGACCAUACCGAAACACAUUUGGCCGUUGCUGCUGAAAGAAGCUUAUUGAGGACGCUUGAAGGAGGUUGCAGUGCUCCUUUAGGAGUUGAGACCUCCUGGAUCAAGGACGACGAUGGUAAAAUACUUCUCCAGAUGAAAUCUAAUGUUGUCAGCACAGAUGGAAAGCAGUGUGCUGAAAUAGAUUUGAAGCAAGAAGUGAAUAACAAAGCUGAUGCUGAAUCCUUUGGUGUUAACGCGGCCUCAGAGUUGCUUCACCAGGGUGCUGACAAAAUUCUCAAUGAAAUCAAGGCAAAGAAGCCAACGCCAGUCAUGGAUUUGGCUGAGAAAUAA